Ceraceosorus guamensis is the source of this 757-nucleotide messenger RNA. Its product is annotated as putative 5-3 exonuclease. Gene Ontology annotation, biological process: nuclear-transcribed mRNA catabolic process. Gene Ontology annotation, cellular component: nucleus. The record is from RefSeq and is a predicted model, not a curated record. Gene Ontology annotation, molecular function: 5'-3' RNA exonuclease activity; RNA binding. NCBI's taxonomy places the organism in Eukaryota, Fungi, Basidiomycota, Exobasidiomycetes, Ceraceosorales, Ceraceosoraceae. Bases 186 to 662 code for a protein of 158 amino acids. The transcript is spliced from 3 exons.
AAUUCAUCAAAUGGCUCUCAUCAGCCGCUGUUCGCCAUCAAGACGAGGCGCUCCAUCACCGCUGCUGCCCUCCUCGAUCAGGGCCUCAAACACCAUCCAAUCCACCUGCAGCCUGUCUCACAUCCAGCUACUCAUCGCGACCACGUCUUCACGCGUCACGCGUCAAUUUGGACACGCAGACCAUCAUGGGUGUGCCCGCCCUCUUCCGCUGGCUAAGCAAAAAGUACCCCAAGAUCGUCACCAAUGUCGUCGAGGAGGAGCAGAGGUAUGCGCCGACCGGAGAAGGACGGGAAGAUGAUGGGCAGGCCGACGGGGAGGAGAAGGGUGUACCGAUACCGAUAGACAUUAGUGGCAAGAAUCCGAACGGGGAAGAGUUCGAUUGUUUGUACUUGGACAUGAAUGGUAUCGUGCAUCCUUGUACGCAUCCGGAGGGCAAACCUGCGCCGGAGACUGAAGAGGACAUGAUGCUCGAGGUCUUCAAGUACACAGAAAGAGUAGUAAACAUGGUCAGGCCUCGCAAACUCCUCAUGAUGGCUAUUGAUGGUGUGGCUCCCAGAGCGAAGAUGAAUCAGCAGCGAUCCAGACGAUUCAGAGCUGCCCAAGAGGCGAGAGAAAAGGAGGAGGAAAUGGCCAAAGCGCUGGAAGAGUGGAAAAAGGCUUGACAGUAUCGGAUGAGGGCAGCGAAAAGAAAAAGUCUUGGGAUCGCAAUGCCAUCACACCAGGUACGCCCUUUAUGGACCUGCUGGCUGCUAGCUUG